AUGUUGCCGGUUGGCGGAGCCAGCCUGCCAAAGAAGCACAGCGUGGUGCCCAACCUGAUGGAGAAGGGCCUGAUGCUCCUCCAGUGUGUAGCCAGCCGGAACAAGCUGGUCCCAGAGUGGAAACUUCACCGGAGACAGCGCUCCCUCAGCAAGUCGGCUCAGGCCAUCAGCUGCUUCUACGGGAAGAAGGGUGAAUACAAGCAAGCCCCCAGCCCCGAGGACACCAGCUUCAUGGCCGAACUAGAGGAGCUGAGAAAGGCGUUUCUCAAGCGCCCUGGCUGCCCUCAGUUCAGCACCAAGGCCACGUCUAUGUCUUGUUACGGCUCAUCCACCUCAGCCGAGGUGCCCGAGGAGUUGUGCACGGGCUUUGAUUCCUGGAAGGUGACCCAGGACCCGUCCUGCAGCCACCGGGGCUCCGACACAAAGGUGGACGGGUGCCUCCUUCCCUUUAGUAAGAGUGCCUGUGAAUUCAACUACUUGCGGAAGAGGAGUGGGUCCCAGAUCAUAAGCCCGGUCCCCAGCAGCCCGGUCCUGGCACAGAGCCACCCGAAGAAGCGGUUACCCUGGUACAUCUCAGUCAUCCACGAGAAGGAUCACUGCCUGGUCAUGCUGCGGGAGGAAGUGCAGCGGCUGUCCGCGAUGGAGGUGCCACCUCAGAAGGAAGAUGAGGAGGUCUUGGCCCUUCAGGAGGAGAGGGAGGCCUUGAAGAAACUGCUGAAAUGCCUCCUUAAAAACAAGGGCCAGGAGACAUGGGUAUGCCAGUGCACGAGGGAGCCGGUGCCAAAGCCCAGCGGGAGGCUGAGCAUCCUGAAGACCUUCCUCCCAGACGAGGAGCUGCAGCACUGGAGGCAGCUUCAGGAGGAGUCUGCCGUGACCGGCAGAGGCAAGGACCUGGAAGCAGCUGGCGGCGAGGAAGAAGAGGCUGCAGACGCAGAGGCAGAGGAGAGGGCAGACGGCGAAGGGAAGGGCCCAGCAGGCAGGAAGGGGGCCGCACCCAAGGAGGGGGGUGAGGAGCAGGAGCAACUGGAGGAGGAGAAGGAGGAGGUGAUGGAGCUGGAGGAGGAGGAGGAGGCGCAGGAGGAGGAGGACCAGCGCAGGGGGAGCUCUCGCUCCCUGGAGCAGGCUUUUGAGCGGGAGCUGAUAGCGCAGCUGGAGGAGUACGAGCUCGUGAUCCAGGAGUUGCAGACAGAGCUGGAGGUCACCAGGACCAGAUACUCGCUCGCAACAGGGGCCGCCGUGUCUUUACAACGCCAAGUGGAUUUCCAGGAAUCCCAACUGCACAUGUUGAACACGAAGAACGAGACCCUGCAGAAGGAGCUCCGGGAGCGGAAGGACCAGUUACAAGCCAUGUCCAACAAGUUCUCCAACCUCAGGGAAGACAAGAAGCACGAAGAGAUGAUGGGCAUCAUCGAGAAGGACAACAUUCUUCUCCGCCAGCAAGUGUUGGAGCUGCAGAGCAAACUCGAAAAGCAGGAGCACAUCAUCUCGGAGUUCGACGCCACGGUCAGCAAGCUGCAGGCCCAGGUGAGCCAGAACCAGAACCACCUGCAGAGAUGGAAGUCGCUGCAGGAGGAGAUGCUGAGCAAGAACGAAAUGAUCCAGCAGGCGGAGCAGCAGGCCCGCGUGGCCCUGGAGAGCGCCCAGUCCCGGCUUGAGAGACUGAGAAACAAGAUCAUCCAGGCCACCUUCAGCACCUUCGGGGUCAAGUCCUUUGCCACUGAGAUCUCUGACAAUGACAUUCUGGAAGCUUUGCAGAGUAUCAUCUCUGAGAGAGACGACUACUACAAUCAGCUCAAACAGAAAGGCGCCAGAGUGCCUCCCCUGCAGCAGACAGAGGCCUUGUCCUCCCCGAACAAGUCCAAGAAGAUAACCUCCAAGUAG
Molecule: messenger RNA, 1881 nt
Organism: Odobenus rosmarus divergens (Pacific walrus)
Lineage: Eukaryota; Metazoa; Chordata; Mammalia; Carnivora; Odobenidae
Gene: CCDC27
Product: coiled-coil domain containing 27
Exons: 12
Coding region: 1-1881 (626 amino acids)
Source: RefSeq, a predicted model, not a curated record